Messenger RNA from Symbiodinium sp. CCMP2592, 1356 nucleotides. The record is from the annotation of a GenBank genome assembly. NCBI's taxonomy places the organism in Eukaryota, Dinophyceae, Suessiales, Symbiodiniaceae.
AUGGUCCGCCGAGCUGUGCUCUUGGCCUGUGUGGCCUACGCAGGAGCAACAGAUGAUGCGAAAUCUUGCAUCAAGAAGUUCUCCACGUAUUAUGAUGAUUCCGAGGAUCCUGUUGACGUGGGGUACUCGGACUCUGCUGUACAGUGCCAGGCUGCCUGUGCGCUACAAGCUGGAUGUGAUGCAUGGACCUACCUGAGCGACUCGCAAGUGUGUUGGCAGCUGCCCAUGACACCGGAAUUGGUGCUCAUUGGCAACACAUUCGGCACCAGCGGUCUGAAAAACUGUGCGCCACCUGCACCUGCGGCCGUUAAGGCCGCAGUGGUCGCAGAGGCUACCGUAACCAUGGCGCCUGUGCCAUACCAAGGCGGGCUGCGGCCGAAAUGCUCCUUCCGGGGAAAGGCCUUCUUCGACUCCAGUGUGCAGGUGAUGAACGGUGGCAUAGUGGGAUCACCGCAGGAUUGUGCGACAAGCUGCAACUCACAACCAACGUGUCAGUUCUGGACCUUCUACAACAACACUGGGGCAUGCUGGCUUCAGGGCUCCAACGUGACGCAACAUGAAAGCGAGUUUGCUGUCAGUGGGCCCAAGCUCUGUGUACAAGCUGUGGAAAGUGAUCGCUACGAGUCUGGGCACAACAUCACACGGGCCGGCCAGCUGGUCAUGAUGCGAUCUAUUCCUCGACCGAGUUGCUCCAACCGCGGCCAAGCAUAUCGUCAUGCAACAAUGAAGACACCAACUUAUGUUGCAGAUGCCAACGCUUGCCAGUACUCCUGCCAGACCCUGUCUUUUUGUAGCAGGUUCACAUACUACAUUGACUCCAAAGGUUGCUGGCUGCUGGAUGACAACGUCACAACCUUUGCGAGUGACAUGGCCAUCAGUGGGCCCAAGGCAUGCGCCAAGCCAAUCGUUACGGAGACGGAGCCUGCUGCGACGCCAGGUUUGCGCGCGACCCUUGAGACAGGUCACGCCCAGGAUGCAUGCAGAAGAAUCGGUGUUGCCUACCACGGCAACUUGGUGUCGUCGAUGGCCGCUACGAGCUCUUCGGAAUGUCAGCAGCGAUGCAAGAUGUCGGGGGGAUGCGACGUCUUCACUUACCGGCUGGACUCCAACAGGUGCUUGCUGCAUGGAUCCAGGGCCGUGGAGCAGGAACAUCCUCGCGCUGUCAGCGGGCCCAAGGCCUGCCUUGAGAAAUUCCAGAUGCUGGCGAGCCUGCCGGCGAAGGCGUAUGAUUCGUCAAGCAGAGGCAAACAUCUGCGCCACGAGCAGUCACAGGCUGAAAUGGAGAGGAGGCCAUGCUUGCAGCACAUGGACGAAGAAACAACAACUCAUCCGUCACGGACAGGCUCAGCCACUUGA